AUGGCCAUAAUGCCUUGCUGGCGUUUCCUGCUUGACCAUCCUGUGGAUUGCCUUCAGCGUUUAGCUAUGAUGACAAGAGGGAUCGCAGAUCCAUUGGCAUCAGCCUAUUGCCGCCUAUAUAUGGUCCAUCGUGCACAGAGACUACCUGAAUGUGCCAGAGGAUAUCUGAAAACGUGCAUUAAUGACCUAAAAGUUUUAUUGAUGCGGAUUGUAUCAGCAACAGAAAUCACAUACGGAAGGUUUUCAGGAAACAGAAGGUUGCUCAUCAGCCUGAUGGAACCAACUAUUGAGUAUCUUGUGAAGUGCAUAUUCAAGGAUUCAUCUCAGACAGAUAUUGAUGAUGUACUUGUGGGGCUUGGACUAUGGGAACGUCAGUCAGAGUUGUUUGGAAAAUCCCCAUGUAUCUCAAUUGUUCUUUAUCAUUUACUCAGAGAACUUCCCAUUGAGGUAGUCAGUUCUACUGCUGUGGAGAUACUUCAUCUUAUUGAGUGUAGUGACGAUUGUUCCUUCGAUCAGUGUUUGAAUUACAGGUUACUGGGUUUCAGGCUGUGUGAAAGUAUGUCCCAAAGGAACGUAGUUGAUGUGGUAAUGGAUAAAGUCCUUGAGGUUGUUUCUCAAUACAACAGCCUUGAUGAGUACUCGAAGGUUGUUGAUCCCUACAUGGAUAUUGUUCUUCAGAAUCAGAUGGAUAAUUAUCUGAACGUCAUACUUGAUGGUAUUUUUGAGAGAGCAUGCAAUGAAGGGGUCACCAAAAAUUCACUGGCAAGCUUGCAAUCGAUUCUUGUGAAGCUUCUUACUCAUUUUAACAACUCAGAUGUCAUAUUUGCACUGAACCAUUUCAUUGAGAUCUUAGAUGUGAUGCAUGGGAGUUCAAGGAGCAUUGUCAGUAUUCACAUUCUCAAUAUCGCAACGAGGAAUGGUUGCGUUCGUGACCCAACAACUAUACAGUUGCUUUUUGAAGUUUCUCAGGUCUUGCAUGAUGGUAUAGAUUUCUCAAACUCGAGAAACAAUGAUAAUCAGCAGCCGGCACAUCUAAUUUCUCAAUUUGUACACAUGGUUGACUAUGGGUCAGAGGUGGAACGCCAUUUAACAUUUCUGUUGGAAUGCCGUGAAGCUUUUGGCAGCAUCAGUGAGCUCAAGGAGACCCUUAUCCAUUCCAGCAACCGAUUAGCUAUUAAAGCUAUGAAAGAAGGGAAAAAUCAUUAUAGUUUUGUCAGAUCUUGCCUAGCAUUUAGUGAAGUUACAAUACCUUCCAUUCAAUCUCUCUUUAUGCAGUUGAACCUUUAUCUUGAGACUGCAGAGGUGGCCUUGUUGGGUGGCUUAGUUUCUCAUUCAGAUGGACUUAUAGAUUCCGCAAUCAUCUGCUUGCAAAAUUUUGACGUAGUAGAUGGCUUGCAGAUGCUUAGCAAUGUUGAUGGGAUUCCCUCCUUAACACAAAAAUUAUGCAGCCUUGUGGUUUUGGUUCCAGGUAAUCCCGAACAAGGAAUCACCCACAUCUCAAAGAGCAUAGUAUCACUCCUUAACUGCAAUUCAUGGGUGACAGCAAGAGUGAGGAUAAGGGUAUUAUGUGCAAUUGUAUCAUUGUCUGCAACUCUGUCUCAGAAUGAGCUCCCUUACCAUUCAAUCCAUAAAGAGGUAAUCGGCAAUGAUCAUUUAUUCUUUGGUGAUCCAACCUAUUUGCAAGAAUUUCUGUCUUUGUCUAGUAGUAUUAUUCAGAACAUUUUUGAUGUUAUUUUACAAGAGCCUUCUCAGGCUUCUCGUGGAACUAUGGCGCUUGAAGCUUGCAACUGUAUUGCAUCAUCUUUCAAACUGAGUGGUGAUAUAUUAGCAGUUUGCUCGAGACUGAUGGAAACUGCCAAGGUAUGUUUGAGUGCUAAUGACAGAUAUCUGCUGUCCACCAUGAAAUUCUUUGAUAGACAACGACAGCUUUUCCUAAGGCAGAAUCAUGAAUAA
Ilex paraguariensis (yerba mate) is the source of this 1953-nucleotide messenger RNA. NCBI's taxonomy places the organism in Eukaryota, Viridiplantae, Streptophyta, Magnoliopsida, Aquifoliales, Aquifoliaceae. The record is from the annotation of a GenBank genome assembly.